Ectocarpus siliculosus is the source of this 642-nucleotide messenger RNA. The record is from the annotation of a GenBank genome assembly. Lineage: Eukaryota; Phaeophyceae; Ectocarpales; Ectocarpaceae.
AUGGAAAAGGCUAAUCCUGGCCAAGCUGGACGUGCAAAUGGCAAGGGCCGCAAGGCGAAGGACGAGGUAGCCGCAGCCAUGGAGGAACGUGACCAAUACAACUCCGAAGAGCUCUCGAACGGCUCUUCGAGCGAGGAGGGGGAUGACGAGGACGAAAGCGAAGAUGGCGAAGAAGAAGAAGACGAAGACGAUGGAAGUGAUGAAGACGACAACGAUGAUGAUGAUUCGGGAGAGGAAUCGGAAGAGUUUGAAGAUCAGGGAUCGGACUCGGAUGACUCGGAGGAGAUGGAGCGGCAGCAGGCAGAGGCGGAGGAGGAUUCGGAUGACGACGAGGGCAAGGGCGGCGGCAGCGGCAAGAUGAAGCUUGACGAGUCGACUCGACAGACGUGGUCCAUGGUCUCUAGAGACGCUGAGAUCAAAGCGCAAAAAGGAGACGGCGCUCUGGCUGUGUCGAUGGCGAUGCACACGGACGAUCUCUCUUCGGACGAUGACGAGGAGAACCGGAACACGGUCGGCAGAGACUCUCUGCAGAGGGGCGGCGGCAGCAGACCUGUCAGCUCCACCUGCGGUAUUCAGGUCACGCCGACAUCGGUGCGUUGGCACAGCCCAACGUUUUCCAUCAAACAAAAAAACAGCCGUUAG